AUGGAGGAAAAAGAGGAGAUACUCAAGAAAGUUCAUACAGAACGCCAGGAGGUAAAGAAGCUCAAUCAGGAGUUGAAAAUUAAACAAGAAGAUAUAGAUACGUUAAAGCAAACAGUAGCCGAUCAAAAGAAGAAAAUUGAAGCUUUGGAGAAACAAGUUAUGGAUUUGAAGAGUACAUUCACUCAUAGAUUCGAAUUACUCGAGGUUAACCAAAAGAAAUACUCAGAAGACAAUCGACAUCUCAGAGCAAAAGUUGAAGCUUUAGAAGACUUAAUUGAGAUUCAAAAUCAAGAGAAUGAAGAAGUUAGAGUCAGCAAUGUUGCAAAUAUAUCAACUUUUAAUCAACUAAUAUAUCAACGAAUAAAUAAUAGAUUCUCACAGACCACUCUAUGUGAACCUAACAACUGUAGUAGUCUAUCAUCGAACGACACAACGGACAUCAAAGACAUCAAUAUCGAAAACAUCUUUAAUAACAACUACAGAAAUACAUUCAAUAAUCAUAAUAGUAACAAAUAUAAAAAGAAUAAACAUAUCAAUAGUAGCAACAGUCAUAAUAAUAAUAAUAAUAAUAAUAAUAAUAACAAUAAUAAUAAUAACAGUAAAAAAAGUACAAAUGAAACAAUAUAUGAUAGCAAUAAAAAGUUAAUACAAUCUUUACACAAUAGUAAUAAUAAUAAUAAUAGUAAGAAAUCGAUUCAAAAGAAAAAGAGAAAUAAUACUAUUUUUGCAGAUUUAAUAAGUACUAGCAGCAGUAGUAGCAGUAGUAGUAGUGAUAAUGGUAUCGGUAUCGAUGAAUCAAAUAGAGUCACUGAUGACGAUAUAGAUUUUGAAAGUUUCUACCGGAUGGGUGAAAGACACAAGAGUCAUUCAGCUGGAACACUUAGAAGUGGUAGUAUGAGUAGUGGUACUGCAAAUGGUCAUAAAUCACCAUCAACUAUAUUAAAACAACAACAACAACAACAACAACAACAACAACAACAACAACAACAACAACAACAACAACAACAACAACAACAACAACAACAACAACAACAAAGAGUAAAUACAACACCUAGUUCAUCACCAUCGUCAUUAUCAUUAUCAUUAAAACUAGAUAAUCACAAUCAAAAUCAACAAUCACCUAAACCUCAGCAUUCUCAACAACAACAACAACAACAAUCUUCAACAUCAUCAACAACAACAACAACAACAACAUCACAAAAUGAUAUAUCAAAUAUUUUACAAUCCAAUUUAAACAAAGGAAAAAAAUAUAAUAUUUCAUUUGAACAACUCCCUCCUACUCUGAGAAACAGUGGAGAGCAAACCGAUACUGUCGACGUUCGUGUAAAGUCACCCGCUAGCUCUGUGGACUUGAAUAAUCUUGAUAUGAAUUUGAAGUCGUCGAUGGGUGGUGUUGGUGCUGCUUCUGGUCUGGCAACGAGUACAAACAGUCUGAGCAUGUCGUCUCCAUCGCUAAGAAAGACAGUGUUGCUCAACGAGGAGAUCAUUUACCUCUUUUGGAAUCGUUCCAUUCACAAUACCAUCAAGGGAAUAGAGACGGGUGCACUCCUCUGUGGCAAAGACGAAAAGACACACUUUAUCAUCACAGAGCUACUGUUUCCCAAUCAGACUGUGUUCCUGUCGUCGGUGGACAUCCACAACCAAUAUGCCUAUCAAACGCAACUCAAAGAAUCGAUUGCAAUCGUCGUCAGUCCAAAGCCAACACCCAACUACGAUGUCUACUCCAUUCGUGCAGAGGGAAUGGAGGUAAUUGGCCGAUGUAAACUGAGAGGAUUUCAUCCACACGACAAUCCAGAGAGAAUCUAUGGCUCUGCAAAACAUGUCCAAGUUAUCAAACAGGAGAUCAACAAUCAUAAUAUAAAUAUCAGUAAUAACAAUCAAUCAUCUCAAUCUCUUCAGUCUCCACAAUCUCAACAACAACAACAACAAUCAAAACAACAUCAACAAGAGCAACAACAACAGCAAGAUCAAUCUUUAAUUAUUACAAUUAAAGAUUUCCGUUCAUCUAGUUAUUUAAAUAGCUAUACAGAUCUUACAUCUAUUCAAUUUUCUAGAACUUCCAACAUGGUGGAUUAA
Heterostelium album PN500 is the source of this 2076-nucleotide messenger RNA. RefSeq names its product myb domain-containing protein. Gene Ontology annotation, cellular component: endosome; membrane. Gene Ontology annotation, biological process: protein K63-linked deubiquitination. NCBI's taxonomy places the organism in Eukaryota, Evosea, Eumycetozoa, Acytosteliales, Acytosteliaceae. The transcript has 5 exons. The record is from RefSeq and is a predicted model, not a curated record. Bases 1 to 2076 code for a protein of 691 amino acids.